AUGACAGACGUGGACACCAGCAUCCUCGAUCACGCCACCGGCCGCGCAGCAGAGCUCGCCAAGGCACACUCGGCCGAGCAGCCACUGAAGCUCUACGCGGGCUGGUUCUGCCCGUUUGUGCAGCGGACGUGGAUUGUGCUCGAAGAAAAGCGCAUCCCGUACCAAUACAUAGAGAUCAACCCGUACAAAAAGUCCCCCGACUUCCUGGCCCUGAACCCUCGCGGGCUCGUGCCUACCCUGGCCGUGCCCCAUGCCACCACCAGCACAGGCGACAAGCAGACAACCAAGCCCUUGUACGAGAGCACCAUCAUCAACGAGUACCUGGACGAGGCCUACACCGACAAAUCCGCCCACGGCCUGUCUCUCCUGCCCCAGGAUCCCUACCAGCGCGCGCGAUGCCGGAUCUGGAUCGAGCACUGCGGCAAGAUCGUCGCCGGCUUUUACAAAGUCCUGCAGCACACGCCCGGAAAGUCGACCUACAGCGCCGAGGAGGCGCGUGAGGCGUUUUGGGGGCCCAUCAGGACGUUCGUGGAGGAAAUGGUCGACGGUGGGCCGUGGUUCCUCGGCUCCGAGUUCAGCCUCGUCGACGUGACGCUGGCGCCGUGGGCGCGCAGGCUGUGGCUGCUCGACCACUUCAAACCCGCCUGGGGCGGCAUCCCCGACGGCACCGACGAGGAAAAGAAGAUCGCGCAGAGGUGGAAGCUCUGGGUCGAAGCCUGCCUGGCGAGGGAGAGCGUAGUCGCGACGUCGAGCGACGACGAGCCCUACAUUGACGUUUAUCGGCGCUAUGCCGAGGACAAGACCAACUCAAAGGUUGCGCAGGCGACCAGGACGGGGGAUAAGCUGCCUUGA
Molecule: messenger RNA, 852 nt
Organism: Pyricularia pennisetigena
Lineage: Eukaryota; Fungi; Ascomycota; Sordariomycetes; Magnaporthales; Pyriculariaceae
Exons: 1
Coding region: 1-852 (283 amino acids)
Cellular component (GO): cytoplasm
Molecular function (GO): glutathione transferase activity
Source: RefSeq, a predicted model, not a curated record